UUUCAGGCUAAAAGCGAGAUUGGCGAUUUGGUGGCUUCGGCUGCUGUCGGACGGUGCUGGCGAUCAGCCACUGCAGAACCCAGUCUCCCUCCGAGCUGCUCGCUGCCGCUCCGACCACGCCAGCGGCCGGCGGGGUAGUUGGGUGUCACUAUCCGGGGCUCGCGGUGCCAGAGUUCACGGCCUUGGCUUCGAUUUCUCGGCAAGGACAGUCAUGGCGUCGCAACCGAGUUCCUCUGCAAAGAAAAAAGAAGAGAAGGGGAAGAACAUCCAGGUGGUGGUGAGAUGCAGACCGUUUAAUUUGGCAGAGCGGAAAGCUAGUGCCCUUUCUGUGGUAGAAUGUGAUUACUCACGAAAAGAAGUUAGUGUUCGAACUGGAGGAUUGACUGACAAGAGCUCAAGGAAAACGUAUACUUUUGAUAUGGUAUUUGGAGCAGCAACUAAACAAAUUGAUGUUUACCGAAGUGUUGUUUGUCCUAUUCUGGAUGAAGUUAUUAUGGGCUAUAAUUGCACUAUUUUUGCAUAUGGCCAAACUGGCACUGGAAAGACCUUUACAAUGGAAGGUGAAAGGUCACCUAAUGAAGAGUAUACUUGGGAGGAGGAUCCCUUAGCUGGUAUAAUUCCACGUACUCUUCAUCAAAUUUUUGAGAAACUUACUGAUAGUGGUACUGAGUUUUCAGUCAAAGUGUCUUUGUUGGAGAUCUAUAAUGAAGAACUCUUUGAUCUCCUUAAUCCAUCUUCAGAUGUUUCUGAGAGACUGCAGAUGUUUGAUGAUCCCCGUAACAAGAGAGGUGUGAUAAUCAAAGGCUUAGAAGAAAUUACUGUACACAACAAGGAUGAAGUCUAUCAAAUUUUGGAGAAGGGAGCUGCAAAAAGGACAACUGCAGCAACUCUGAUGAAUGCAUACUCCAGUCGUUCCCACUCUGUUUUCUCCGUUACAAUACAUAUGAAAGAAACAACAACUGAUGGAGAGGAGCUUGUUAAAAUAGGAAAGUUGAACUUGGUUGAUCUUGCAGGAAGUGAAAACAUUGGCCGUUCUGGAGCAGUUGACAAGAGAGCACGGGAAGCCGGAAAUAUCAAUCAAUCCCUCCUGACUUUGGGAAGAGUCAUUACUGCUCUUGUAGAAAGAACACCUCAUAUUCCUUAUCGAGAAUCUAAACUAACUAGAAUCCUCCAGGACUCUCUUGGGGGACGUACGAAAACAUCCAUAAUUGCAACAAUUUCUCCUGCAUCUGUCAAUCUUGAGGAAACUCUGAGUACACUGGAAUAUGCACACAGAGCAAAAAACAUAUUGAAUAAGCCUGAAGUUAACCAGAAACUCACCAAAAAAGCUCUUAUUAAGGAAUAUACCGAAGAGAUAGAACGUCUGAAACGAGAUCUUGCUGCGACCCGUGAAAAGAAUGGAGUUUACAUUUCAGAAGAAAAUUUUAGAGCCAUGAGUGGAAGACUAACCAUUAAAGAAGAACAGAUUGCAGAAUUGGAAGGGAAAAUUGGUGUCCUUGAGGAGGAACUAACGAGGGUUACAGAAUUGUUUAUGGAUAAUAAAAAUGAACUUGAUCAGUGUAAAUCUGACCUACAAAAUAAAGCACAGGAGCUUGAAACCACUCAAAAACAUUUACAAGAAACGAGGGUACAGCUUUUUCAAGAAGAAUUUAUCACCUCUGCUUUGGAAAGUACUGAGGAGAAACUCCAUGAUACUGCUAGCAGGUUGCUUAACACAGUUGAGGAAACUACAAAAGAUGUAUCUGGUCUCCAUUCCAAACUCGAUCGGAAGAAGGCAGUUGAUCAGCACAAUGUAGAAGCUCAAGAUGUUUUUGGCAAAAACCUGAACAAUCUCUUUAAUAGUAUGGAAGAACUCAUUAAAGAUGGCAGCUCAAAGCAAAAAGCUAUGUUAGAUGCUCACAAAACCUUGUUUGGUAACUUGCUGACUUCCAGUGCCUCUGCAUUAGACACCAUUACUACAACAGCACUUGGGUCACUUACAUCUAUUUCAGAAAAUGUGUCUACCCAUGCUUCUAAAAUAUCCAAUAUGAUAUUACAAGAACAAUCAUUGGCAGCAGAAAGUAAAACUGAACUUCAGACAUUGAUCAAUGAAUUCAAAACUGAACUCUUAAAUAAAUUGGGAACAGUUUUAUCCCCCACUGUGGUGUCUAUCCUGGAAAUCAAUAGUCAACUAAAGCAUAUUUUCAAGACUUCAUUGACACUGACUGAAAAGAUAGAAGAUCAGAAAAAGGAAAUGGAUGACUUUCUCAGUACACUGAGUAGCAAUCUACACGAACUACAGGAAAGUACAACUUUUUCCUUGGCUGAGUCACAGAAGGAGUGUGAAAACUUGACUGAAGACCUUAAGUCCAUAAAGAAAAUCCACUCGCAGGAGCUUUCUCAGUUGAUCAGUCUUUGGGAAAACAGAUUCUGUGCUUUGGAGGAAAAAUGUGAGAACAUCCAGAAGCCUCUUAAUAAUAUCCAAGAAAACACAGAACAGAAAUCUAAGAAUAUAAUCAAUCAAACAACUUCUCAGAGGACAAAAUUUUGCUCUGAUUCUGAUGGUUUGACACAGGAAUUCAGACAUUUUAGUCUAGAAGGUGCAAAGUUGGUUGACAAAUCUGUGAAACACUGUGGUGAACUUAGUAGUAACCUUGAAAUAAUAACUGAAAAGGCUGAACAGAGAAGCGAAGCUCUGAACAGAGACACACUCUGUUUUGCUGAACGGUGGAUGUCUUGCUUAAAUAAAAGAGAAGAGGAACUUCAGAAUUUGCUUCAGGUUAUAAACCAAGGUUGUGAGUCUUCAUGUUCGGAGAUCGCUGAAAAACUAAGAGGACAUAAAGCAACUCAUGAGAAUCAGCAUAACAUUUUCCUCAGUCAGAUCACUGGUGAUGAAGAAGGACUAAUGGCACAAAGCCUCGAGCUUAAUGAAAACAUAAAAAUGGGUUUGACGAAGCUUAAUUGCUUUCUGCAGCAAGAACUGAAACUGGAUAUUCCAACAGGUACAACACCACAAAGAAAGAAUUAUUUGUACCCAACAACAUUGCUGAGAACUGAACCUCGGGAACAACUUCUUCAUCAGCUGAAAGAGAAACAGCCUGAACUGUUGAUGAUGUUAAACUCUUCAGAAAACAAAAAAGAGGACAGCCGGGAUUUGGAUGAAGAAAAGGCCAUUCUGGAACACACCAUUGAGGAACCUCUGAGUCAAAAGCCAAUUGUAGAUGCUAAUGUCAAUUAUUUAUCAAGUGGUGGGGUCCCGUUUUUUCAGCAUAAAAAGUCACAUGGAAAGGACAAAGAAAACAGAGGCAUUAAUGCAGUGGAGAAGUCUAAAGUGGAAGAAACUACAGAGCUCUAUGUCACAAAAAGCAGACUACCUCUUCGAGCCUAGAUCAAUCUUUAGUUAACUCAAGGACUGGUAAUUCAUUCAUUAAGAAAAAAUAUUAACUGUAGCUCCAGAACUUGAGCCUGUGUAGAGAUUUAAAGGUAAUAGAAACUAUCAAGGCAAUAUUGUACAUAGAAGUUAAGUUUAAUAUGUUUACCCAUUUUUCUGUCAUCCCUUUAGUUGGGCUUCAUUUGGGAUUAACUUGGAAUAAAUAUUUCUAGUUUUUGAUAGAAAAUACCCAUUUUACAGCAAAUGCAAAAUAGUGUUUGUAUAUGAUUAAGUAGAAGGACGCUUCUCUGUUAUUCCAGGCUUGACCUUACAUAUGUAAAUAUCACUAGUACUUGGCUUUGCAAAGGAUCAUUUUCUUUUCCUGCUGUGAUUAUGUCUGUAUUUGCUUGCUUUCUUCCCUAGACUUUUCCAUCCUGCCUUUUGAACUCAUUUUCCCUUUUUGUCAUCAUUCUUUUUGUAGACCACAAAAUGGUGCCCAUUCUUAUGAGAUAGCUAGAAUUUCACCUAGAAAUUCUUGACAUUUCCAUUGUUAUCUCUAAAAUCACUGUCAGCAAUAAAUAUAAUCCUAGAAGUAUCACUUCCUUCAAUAUUUUUGUUUCCCCCAAGUGUAAAAGUUUCUCAUUCUCUUACAUGGAUUAUUAUGUGAGUCUUCCACAGAAUUCAUAAAAUGCCAACUUCUCUAGAAUAAUAUCCAUUUCUAUCGUGGGAAUACUACUUGGAGCUCUGAUUAAGGACAAUGUGGUCCCAUUUUAAGACCUUUGUUGUGCAGAAAGUCACAGUGAUUAUGGGCUGUUUUAAGCUAUUAUUUUCUUCUUUGUAUAUAAUAAAAUGUGUAUAUAUACAGUUUUUUUCCCUAUUGAAAAAUUUGUCCAUUACGAUUCCCUUUAUCUUUGCCUUGACAAUUUAUUGGAGCAGCCAAAUUUCUGGAAGUUGAGAUGUUUCUACAUGAAGGAAAAGAGCACUUGGAAUAUAAAUGUUGUGUCUCCAUCAAGUUUAGUGUACAAAUUUAGAGAGAUGUGACUUUGAAAGUAAACCCCAUUGGAGAUUUGAACAUGUGCUACUUCAUGGAACUAAAUUCACUUUGUGGACAUAUUACACCCUAAUAAAAAUAUUAUUUCUAUGCAAAAUCAGAAUGUCAACAUAGGUUAUGAAUAACGUCUAAUAAACUGUUGGUCAAUGUGUAUAAAUAAAAAAAAUUCAUAAAUUUA
Erinaceus europaeus (western European hedgehog) is the source of this 4578-nucleotide messenger RNA. RefSeq names its product kinesin family member 11 (gene KIF11). The transcript has 22 exons. Gene Ontology annotation, cellular component: spindle microtubule; nucleus. Gene Ontology annotation, biological process: mitotic spindle assembly; microtubule-based movement. NCBI's taxonomy places the organism in Eukaryota, Metazoa, Chordata, Mammalia, Eulipotyphla, Erinaceidae. Gene Ontology annotation, molecular function: ATP binding; plus-end-directed microtubule motor activity; microtubule binding. The record is from RefSeq and is a predicted model, not a curated record. The coding region runs from base 212 to 3367 and encodes 1051 amino acids.